AUGAGUAGUGUAGUGAAUAUGUCAGAAAACACUCUGGUUAAACUAAAAACCACACUAAAAGUACACUUUGAAACAAAAGAAAAAUCUCAAGGUGACCCGCAACACAAUCAAGGUAACCCAAACGAACAAUACCUAUUAUCAAAAAUGGUUACACAAUUAGAAGACAGAGUAGAAGAACAAUCAAAGGUUAUAAAACACUUAAUUAACACCAAAAAUUCGAACAUCGAGGUAAAAAAUACUCUUUUAAAUGAAAACAAUGAAAACAACGAUAGAAGAAAAAGAAUCAACAGUAGUUCAAACGUACCACAAAACAAUAAACAAACUAAAAUGAACGAACCCACACAAAAAAAUGAAAAGGAAAAAAAUACAAAGAAAACAAAUAUCGAGGGGAGCGCAAUUAUUCAAGAUGCAAAUGAUUUUCAGGCUGCACCAAAAAAAGCAUGGCUAUUUAUUGGAAGAGCACAACAAACCACAACAAAAGAGAAAUUAGAAAACUAUUUGGCCAAAAAAAUUCCAAAUACUGUUUUCGAAGUUGAGGAAAUAAAAAAACAUUCAACGAAUAAUAAUAAAAACAAAUCUUUUAAGGUAGGUCUAGACUUUGAUUUAUUGGAUGAAGUCCUAAAACCAGAAUUGUGGCCAAAAAAUCUCUUGGUAAGAAGAUAUAUAUUUUUUCGAACCAACAAAAAUUCCGAACUAUAA
Brassicogethes aeneus is the source of this 699-nucleotide messenger RNA. The record is from the annotation of a GenBank genome assembly. Lineage: Eukaryota; Metazoa; Arthropoda; Insecta; Coleoptera; Nitidulidae.